Molecule: messenger RNA, 2010 nt
Organism: Choloepus didactylus (southern two-toed sloth)
Lineage: Eukaryota; Metazoa; Chordata; Mammalia; Pilosa; Megalonychidae
Product: cytochrome P450 2C23-like
Exons: 9
Coding region: 73-1557 (494 amino acids)
Biological process (GO): xenobiotic metabolic process
Cellular component (GO): intracellular membrane-bounded organelle; cytoplasm
Molecular function (GO): oxidoreductase activity, acting on paired donors, with incorporation or reduction of molecular oxygen, reduced flavin or flavoprotein as one donor, and incorporation of one atom of oxygen; iron ion binding; heme binding
Source: RefSeq, a predicted model, not a curated record
AGGUCACACCCCACACACAAGCCUUUGCUUUGGGACAGAUAUCUAGGCAGUCCCUAACUUCUAGUGGCUGAAAUGGAGCUACUGGAAAUCAUUACUCCUGCCCUUGUGAUUUGUGUCUCUUGCCUGAUUUUCCUUUUUGUGUGGAGAAAAAGUCACAAAGGGGGAAGGCUCCCUCCUGGCCCAAUGCCUCUUCCCAUCAUUGGGAAUAUGCUGCAACUGAACCUCAAGAACAUCCCUGCAUCUCUCUCUAAGCUGGCUAAAGAGUAUGGCCCUGUUUACACCCUGCAUCUUGGACCCCAGCUCACUGUGGUCUUACACGGAUAUGAAGCAGUGAGGGAAGCUCUAAUUGACCGGGGUGAUGAAUUCCUUGGCAGAGGACGUGUACCAAUUAUUGACGAUACCCAGAAAGGAUAUGGAAUCCUUUUCAGUAAUGGAGAGAGGUGGAAGCAGAUGCGGCGAUUCUCCCUCAUGACCCUCAGGAACUUUGGGAUGGGGAAGAGGAGCAUUGAGGAGCGAGUGCAGGAGGAAGCCCGCUGCCUGGUGGAGGAGUUCAGGAAAACUGAGGCUCAGCCCUUUGACCCCACCUUCAUCCUUUCCUGUGCUCCCUGCAAUGUAAUCUGCUCCAUCCUCUUCAAUGAGCGUUUCCAUUACAAGAACGAGAAUUUCCUCUCCCUGAUGGAUUUGUUAAAGGAAAAUUUUAAGCAAAUAAGCUCUCCAUGGACCCAGAUGUACAAUCUCUGGCCAACCCUCAUAAGGCAUCUUCCUGGAAAGCACAAAGCAUUUUCAAAGAGACUUAAUGAUGUGAAAUACUUCAUUCUGGAAAAAGUGAAGGAGCAUCAAAACUCCCUGGAUCCGAAUAACCCUCGGGACUACAUUGAUUGUUUCCUCAGGAGGAGGGAGCAGGAGAAACAUAACCCAGAGUCUGAAUUUGAUUUGGAGAACUUGGCAACCUGUGGAUCCAAUUUGUUUUCAGCCGGAACAGAGACAACAACUAGCACCCUGAAAUUCGGGCUCCUGCUCCUGAUGAAACACCCGGAAGUGGAAGCCAAAGUUCAUGAAGAAAUUGACCGUGUGAUUGGACGUGACCAAAGCCCUUGCAUGAAAGACAAGAUGAAACUGCCCUACACGGAGGCCGUGCUGCAUGAGAUACAAAGAUACAUCACCCUCCUUCCUUCUAAUUUGCCCCAUACUGUGAUCCGGGACACGAAAUUCAGACAAUAUGUCAUCCCCAAGGGCACUACUAUAUUGCCACUAUUGUCUUCAGUCUUAUUCGAUUGCAAGGAAUUUCCCAACCCUGAGAGGUUUGAUCCAGACCACUUUUUGGAUAAAAAUGGCAACUUCAGGAAAACGGAAUACUUUGUGCCUUUUUCCCUUGGGAAACGGGCCUGUAUCGGAGAGGGUCUAGCCCGCAUGGAGUUAUUCCUGUUCCUCACCACCAUCCUGCAGAACUUCUCCCUGAAGCCCCUGGUUGAGCCAAAGGAGAUAGACAUCCAACCCCUUGUCACUGGGCUUAUCAACAUCCCACCACCUUACAAGCUAUGUCUUAUUCCUAGAUAAAGAGCUUUUAUCUUUAAUCACUCAAAUCAAAGUAAUUGCUUUUAUUCCCCCUAGAAAUAAUCUCCCUCUUCCUUUUAAAUGUUGCCUGGGAUAGAAACACUACUCACUAAAAGAUGAUGGACAUUUGUUCAAAUCUACAAAACCCUAGAGAAAAAGGGGUUGUUUCCUGAAAAGCCCAAGGUUACAAAUAAUAUUUUAUAGUACCUCAUAAACCAUAUUCCAGUGGAACCAAGACCAGAUCCAAGAAGGCCUUUAUCAGAGACAAUCCACAAAUUGUAUAGACUUCACUAUUUUUCUGGUUUUGGAAAUAUGCUGAUUUUCUUUAGUUGUUUUUUUUUUUUUUUUAAAGAUAGACAAAUUAAUAUACUAGCCUAUAGUAUUUUUCUAUCUCCCAUUGAAAUCAUUUAUGAUUCCUGCCACAUUCAUAAAAUAAAGCCUUAUUUCCACAAUCGA